AUGACUGGAGGCGGAAAGUCCGGCGGCAAGGCCAGUGGUUCCAAGAACGCGCAAUCUCGUUCCUCUAAGGCCGGUCUCGCAUUCCCCGUAGGUCGUGUUCACCGUCUGCUCCGCAAGGGCAACUACGCCCAGCGUGUCGGUGCCGGUGCCCCCGUCUACCUCGCCGCAGUUCUCGAGUACCUCGCUGCUGAGAUUCUCGAGCUUGCUGGCAACGCCGCCCGCGACAACAAGAAGACCCGCAUCAUUCCCCGUCAUCUUCAGCUCGCCAUCCGCAACGAUGAGGAGUUGAACAAGCUUCUCGGCCACGUCACGAUCGCCCAGGGUGGCGUUCUGCCCAACAUUCACCAGAACCUGCUGCCCAAGAAGACUGGCAAGACUGGCAAGAACCAGAGCCAAGAGUUGUAA
Molecule: messenger RNA, 405 nt
Organism: Colletotrichum phormii
Lineage: Eukaryota; Fungi; Ascomycota; Sordariomycetes; Glomerellales; Glomerellaceae
Product: histone H2A
Exons: 3
Coding region: 1-405 (134 amino acids)
Biological process (GO): heterochromatin formation
Cellular component (GO): chromatin; nucleosome
Molecular function (GO): structural constituent of chromatin; protein heterodimerization activity; DNA binding
Source: RefSeq, a predicted model, not a curated record